AUGUACGGAUUCUGGGCUCUAGAGCCCUCCAAUAUCAACAAGAACAAAAGACAAAACGUCAUGGGUCUUUUAUCCUCCGAAGACCAAGAAAUUCCUCGUUCUCUCCAACUCAGCGGUUUAGAGCAUCGAAUUCCAAUGCCUCGUUCACUUUCCGCGAUCUCAAAUCUUGAGAUUCGCGAUCUUAAUCGCGAUCAGGUUCGCUUUUAUCAUCCUGGUUAUCUCAAGCCUUUGAACCUGCUCUUUUGUCUGCCGCGCGUUGACUACGAACCCCUCCGAGGCGCAUGGGGAGUUCAUUAUCGUACUGCAAUUACUGCUUGCCAAAUCCUUGCCAAUAAUGCGUUUGGUAGUGGUAGGCUGGCUAGGGAUGAGCGGGGAAAGGAUAUAGUCGCCGAUGAUGAUCAGAUUUUGUUGAACAGGGAUUAUUGGUUCUUUGUCGAUGGCGAAGAACGAUAUCCUAUUGUCCCCAGCUUCAGAGAUUGGCAAUUCCCUCAUGAUAAAAUACCAGACUGGUGGGCUGCACCCGAAUGCGAAACCACUCUUCACAGCAAGCGAUGCGCUGUCACAAAUACCAGCUACGCAUUCACAUGGGCUCAUUUGAUCCCACGAGAUGAGCAGCAAUGGUUCAACAAAAACGGCAUGGGUCUCUACGGUGGCGGAUCACACACCAUUGACGACCCUCACAACAUUCUCCCUCUCAAGGCCGAUCUCUAUGUCUGUUUCGACCAGAGUGUUUUCGCUCUCAUCCCCAAAGUCGCCAGGUCAUCAAAUGGCACUGAACACAACCAGUACGUGCUUCAUGUUCUGGACGGACGAGAAGCAGAGUUUGCAGCUUUGUACCAAAACCGCAACGUCGAAACACUCGCAGAAGGAAGCAGGGAGUAUCUCUUUGCUCGUUUCGCAUGGUCCAUCUUUUCAUUCCUCAAGCCUUUCCUCACAUCUGGUGUUGGACGUCGGGUCGUGCGAUACCGUGUUCACGCAGCAGAUGAAGGCGAAGAGGAAGAACACUUGGUUUCUGAAAUGCAAAAUGUCUUUUUAGACUCUAGAAAGUUGGAUCAGUUGUAUGGUGGUGUCAGAGGAAGACGUGCUCCUUCGCUUGAGGGUUCGUAUGUGGAUGUUGAGGAUGAGUGGGAGGAUGAGAACCCUGGACGGAAUGAGAUGGAAGCAUGA
Molecule: messenger RNA, 1167 nt
Organism: Fusarium venenatum
Lineage: Eukaryota; Fungi; Ascomycota; Sordariomycetes; Hypocreales; Nectriaceae
Source: RefSeq, a predicted model, not a curated record